GUUCGCUCGAAGGAGGGGGGAAAUCGAACGACGACGACGGCGACACAUGACGUCCAAGACCUGCCGCGUGCCGGGGUGUCCACGGUUUGCGCAGUGCGCAGGACUCUGCAUCGGCCACGGAGGUGGCAAGGCAUGCAAGAUUGAAGGCUGCUCGUCCACGGCCCAAGGCAUGGGCUUGUGUUCAAAGCACGGAGGCAAGGCGCUCUGCAGCGUCAAGAACUGCCACAACAAGCGCGUGUUCCGCGGUGUGUGUAAAGCACACGGCGGCAGUCGCAUAUGCACGUCCCCGGGCUGCACGAACAAGGAUGUUGGGAAGGGUUUGUGCGUGACCCACGGCGGCGGGACCAAAUGCGGCAUGAUGAACUGCGAAAAAGUGGAGCGCGGCGGUGGGUAUUGCAAGGCCCAUGGCGGUGGUAAGAAGUGUACGCUCAUCGGUUGCACGUCGUGGGCACCGAAUGGAGGGCUGUGUCCCGUGCACAAGAAUCCGCCGCCUGCUGCGAUCCUGCCAGACCCGUCGCCGACAUGCAAGACUCCCGGGUGCACCAAAGUAGAUGCUGGCAGUGGCAUGUGCAAGGCCCAUGGCGGUCGAAAGGAAUGCAUUGUCGACGGAUGCACAAAGACUCAACAGGCCAAGAAACGGUGUCGGGAACACGGCGGCAGUCGGCUGUGCGAAGAAGAAGGCUGCAACAAGACCGCGCAGUACAAAAAGCUGUGCAAGGCGCACGGUGGCCGCAAGCAAUGCAUCAUUGACGGCUGUGAGAACGUCGUUAAGACCCGGGGGUACUGCAUCCGCCAUGGCGGCGGUACCAAAUGCAAGACGGCGGGGUGCGAAGGCAUCGAUCGCGGCGGUGGCCAUUGCAAAGCCCACGGCGGCGGCAAAAAAUGUGGGUGGCAGGGCUGCUUUGUGUGGGUCAUGGGUGGCGGCAUGUGUCCCAGUCACGAGCACCAUCAUCCGAGUCACGCGGCCGCGGUGCUUGGGCUCACACCAGACGACGUCGUCGCAGCCAACCACCCAAACGUUGUGGGGCACGCUGGCGACCUUGUGAACCAUUACACCCAGCCGUAUGGUCACCAUCCAGGGGCUAUGGCGGGCCAGCCGACCCCGAUGCCCCAGGCAGUGCCGAUGCAGCAGCAGACUCAACAACCGCAGCAAUACCACCCGUCCCAAGCCACGUCGUUCCCCCAUUACCAGCAACUACAGCAACAAUAUCGGUCCCAUCAAGCCGCUGCAGCUGCCGCCGCCGUCGCUGUCCACCAACACCAGCAACAGCAACAAAUGCAAUACGGAAGUCACCCCGAACUGCUCGAACUGCGAAGGCGACUGUUCGGCUACCCCGAAGGCGAUUACCAGUACCAGAUUUAGUAACAGUAGCAUAUGCGUAUAUGUCUCGUGGAAGCAAAAAUAUGGCGCGAUAUCAACUAUAUUCAAUGGUAUUGUAUUACUACUGUACUACA
Messenger RNA from Aphanomyces astaci, 1455 nucleotides. RefSeq lists its product as hypothetical. The coding region runs from base 47 to 1363 and encodes 438 amino acids. The record is from RefSeq and is a predicted model, not a curated record. The transcript has a single exon. NCBI's taxonomy places the organism in Eukaryota, Oomycota, Saprolegniomycetes, Saprolegniales, Verrucalvaceae.